This is a messenger RNA of Trichoderma asperellum CBS 433.97, 318 nucleotides long. RefSeq lists its product as uncharacterized. The record is from RefSeq and is a predicted model, not a curated record. NCBI's taxonomy places the organism in Eukaryota, Fungi, Ascomycota, Sordariomycetes, Hypocreales, Hypocreaceae.
AUGUCCAACAAAAUAACCGAUGCUCGCCUGGAAUGGCUGGAAGACACAAGACGGCGAAAGAGUAUGCUCAUCAAAAAGCUUGAGGAGGAGGAGAAGAAAAUGAUGGGUGAAAAGGGCGCAUCCGCGGACGCCGCGGCAGAACCGACGCCGCAGCAAGAUUCUGAGGGCCAGCUGCCAGACGCGCUCGAAAAGUACCAAUUGAACAUUGACCGGUAUAAAGAGGAGCUGCUCGCGAUUGAAAAGGAAUUUGAGUCCUGGCAGGAAAUGGGAUUUAGCCUGCCUGCUUCGAAAGGCGUGGAGACGGACGCCAGCACAUAA